AUGGAGGAGGCAAUUUAGUGGCACCUACACAAGGUACGUACCAUUUCGGCCGUGGAUCGUCAUAGCUCCAACCGCAUUUUGCAUCUUAGGCCCGGCACCUACCCGCCUUGCGCUUGCAGUUUAUCAAUUCAGCUGUACCACCAACGAACAUUGAAACGGCACCAACUCUAAAUAACCUUAUUUAUUUAUUGUCAUCAGAGCUUAUUUCAACCUUUGAACACUGGUUUUGGUGCUAAUCGAGACACCAUGAAUUGUCAACGGCCAUUCUGGCGGGCAGCACUGCGAACGAUACCGACGACGACGAGACCCGCCACCCGCCGUUUCUCCCAAUUCCCAACUGGACCCAUCCAAGCUCCCCAAGGGACUAUUCCUUUACCAUAUAUCACAGAAGUUACAUCCGGUGGUUGGAGGACAUACGAUAUAUUCUCCAAGUUGCUACAAGAACGAAUAAUAUGUCUAAACGGACCUAUAGACGACACGGUGUCUGCCUCGAUCGUUGCGCAGCUACUCUGGCUAGAAUCCGACAAUCCGGAUAAACCGAUAACCAUGUAUAUCCAUUCGCCUGGCGGCUCCGUGACCGCUGGGCUUUCUAUCUACGAUACGAUGUCCUAUAUUCGCUCUCCGGUGUCAACGGUGUGCUUGGGCCAGGCAGCCUCGAUGGGUUCACUAUUGCUCACAGGGGGUGAAAAGGGGAAACGAUUUGCCCUACCACAUAGCAGCAUCAUGAUUCACCAGCCCCUAGGUGGGACGCAGGGCCCAGCGAGCGACAUCUUGAUUUAUGCAAACCAGAUACAGCGCACACGCGACCAGGUUAACGAGAUCUACCGGAAACAUCUCAAUGCGGCAUUUGACCACGAGAAGUAUAACCUUAAAGAUGUCGAAGAUAUGAUGGAGCGCGACAAGUACUUGACUGCGCAGGAAGCGAAAGAUAUGGGCAUAGUAGACGAGAUCCUCACUAAGAGAGACGACAAGAAGCAGCCUACCAACAAAGAAGCCGGCACCAGCACAUAAAGCCAACCAAUUGACUAGAAAAGCUAUCAUUUCUAAUCAAUUGAUUUAACAAAUCAUUAUCGUUGCGAUUACGAGUCGAGUCCAAAUUCGGUUUCGUGUCAAGGCAAGGAAAGCCCUAGCUCGGCUCCUACUGU
This is a messenger RNA of Annulohypoxylon truncatum, 1145 nucleotides long. Its product is annotated as Clp protease-domain-containing protein. The coding region runs from base 247 to 1011 and encodes 254 amino acids. Gene Ontology annotation, biological process: protein quality control for misfolded or incompletely synthesized proteins. Gene Ontology annotation, molecular function: ATPase binding; serine-type endopeptidase activity; ATP-dependent peptidase activity. The transcript is spliced from 4 exons. Lineage: Eukaryota; Fungi; Ascomycota; Sordariomycetes; Xylariales; Hypoxylaceae. Gene Ontology annotation, cellular component: endopeptidase Clp complex. The record is from RefSeq and is a predicted model, not a curated record.